AUGACUUGCCAAGCGAGGACCUCUUACACUGAGGACGAGGUUCUAUGGGGACAUCGUUUCUUCCCAGUCAUCUCCCUGGAGGAGGGGUUCUUCAAGGUGGACUACUCUCAGUUUCACGCCACGUUUGAGGUCAACACUCCCCCGUACAGCGUGAAGGAGCAGGAGGAAAACCUGCUCAUGUCCUCUCCACUCAUGGCCCCGUCCCUGUGCAACAGCGGCGAGGGAGGGAAGAACAGCUCCAUGGACUGCCUGGAGAACCUGGAGGACAAGGAGAGCACCACCACCAAGCUGCCAUCCAAGCUGCAGAAGAUGCAAGGGGGUGGCUGCGGACGGGACGGGCUGCCCAUGCCUAGGAAGCUGCUGAGGAUGAGCUCCACCACUUCGGAGAUGAUCUACCCCGGGAGCAUGGGGGAGCUGCCCAUGAAGCUGCAGCGCAUCAGCUCUGUCCCCGGCGUCUCCGAUGAGAAACAGAUGAGCAAGAUGGUCUCCAAGAUCAGCUCCGAUCCCAUCAGCCAAUCCGUGGCAGACUUGCCCCCCAAGCUGCUAAGGAUGCAGGGGGUUGGGGGGGUAGGGGGCCGAAUGGACGGACACCUGCCCCCGAAACUCAGAAAGAUGAAUUCCGACCGCUUCACGUAGAAUGGGCAACCCGUUUUAACUUAUCACACCCCAUACCCUUAUUCCAACCCUUGUAUUAUUUCAAAUGUAUUAAAAGACAUGAUUCUUAUACUCAAGAAAAUGUAGUGUAUAUAUUCGUACAGAUAUACCUUCUAUAAAGGGGGGUGAUGGAACACAGAACAUUUGUUCCUGGAUGGAAGCAUACGUGCUAUGAUGAAAGACCUCUGAUUUUUUCAGGAAAAUGUACGAUUAGCACAAUCUGGCAUGUCCAAUACACUAACCGCAUGCAAAACAGAUUCGCUCUAAUUUCUGGCAUGACAUUUAUUGCUGUAUUAUUUUACAGAGAUGAUUUGAACAGUGACAUUACAUACAAUGGGUCCGAACAUUUGCACAACGCCACGUGGUUUACAAAAAUGGAAAACCUACAUUACAUGGGUCUCAUUUACGGCGGAGAAGGCUGCAUACGUUUGAUUUGAGUUGGCCGCUUUUGUUGUUUACUGUAAAAUUGUGUGGCAACGCUCUGUUAAAUGCAUGCUACUAUUAUUGUCUUAGCUAGACAAAGGUAAUAGACACAGAUGUUUAGCCUUUACUAUAUUACCUUGUUUCCAUUUCCACGUUUGUUCACGGCUGUAUUUUUGGUAUUUCACGUAUAGGAGGAUGUCUUACCAUGUGCAAUUUUUACACCUUCCUUAGUUCAGCAAGCGUACGGUAUGUUGUUGGGCGACGCAAUCUAUAUUUGCAAAUGCAUGGUCCACAUCAUAUGACAGAUUGGAACUGGGCACAAUCUUAUUAACCAACGUGAGUUUACUUUACAAGGUAACACUUAUGUUGGAAGGGCCAAUACUACCGCCUUAUAAGCACAACAUAACCAUUACACAACACACAGGACACUAUUUUGGGUACUGUUCAUGGCAGGAAGCAUUUAUGGUGUUUUGACAAAUGUCCUGAGCAGUACUGCACAAUGCCUCUUUUACAUGGAAGUUAAAACAACUGAACACACGGUCGUGUAUGCCUUCUCAAACAGUCGUUUUGAAGUUCAAAUGAUUAUUUAUUCGACUUUUCAUUGAAAACAUGUGCACCAAAAUUUCGAGUUAACUGUCACCGCAUAGAUCUAGAUUUAGAGGUGGACCUAUAUUUAGGAAAAAGUAACCACCUUUGUCUUAAGAGUCUAUUAUGCUCUCUCUUAAACUAAAGCAAUAAUGUUAUUCUUAAUGACUAUAAUCUUUAUAUACCCACAGGGUCUGCAGCAGCCCCAUUACCAGUAUAUUUACUGAAUCAAUGCCAUGGAACCUGGUCCUACUAAAACCACCAAUGACAUUGUAUGAUACUCAAACUCUUCAGGAAUAAAGAUCUAAGAGGCAAUUGUUGACACGUU
Oncorhynchus gorbuscha (pink salmon) is the source of this 1990-nucleotide messenger RNA. Its product is annotated as G protein-activated inward rectifier potassium channel 1-like. The transcript has a single exon. Gene Ontology annotation, cellular component: plasma membrane. Gene Ontology annotation, molecular function: inward rectifier potassium channel activity. Gene Ontology annotation, biological process: regulation of monoatomic ion transmembrane transport; potassium ion import across plasma membrane. The record is from RefSeq and is a predicted model, not a curated record. The coding region runs from base 1 to 636 and encodes 211 amino acids. Lineage: Eukaryota; Metazoa; Chordata; Actinopteri; Salmoniformes; Salmonidae.